AUGCCUAUUGCAGACCUUGCCGUUACCACUGGCACAGCUGGCACAGCUGGCUCUCGGCCAUUUGUCGUGAGGUUAGAUGUGCCUUGUCUCCAGUAUUACUGCUACCCAUUGGAGCUUCUUCAGGCAGGACUUGUGAGCUGGAAGUACGUACAGGAGUGGUUCAGGCUGGUCGAUCGCCGGCAUCGGCAAGUCGCAGGCUUGUUGAGGGACACCAUUACUCAUGAAGCGGCGUGGCGAGAAUUUCUGGAUAUUCUUGAUGAUUGUCAAAGGCCCAAAGAUCUUCGCAAUGUUGCACUAAUGGCUUAUGUCUUUGAGAUCAAGUAUCCCGCAUUGCAUCAGAUAGCUACCAAAUCUUUACAUGGGAAUGGCGAGAGGAGUGGUCGCCCUCGACUGAUUCAGGUAGACGAUAUAGCCGAGUGGAGAAUCUUUGACCGCGCAGAAAAGCUCCUCAAGCCCCUCAAGCGUUUCAAAGACCGACAGCAUGGUUUUGAUCCCCUCCUGGUUGGCGUGUUUCCCUCACCACGAAUCUUUACGAGUGAGGAUCAAGGGCGCUUUACCCUCUUCCUUCAUAGCCCUGGUUUAAAGAUUUUGCAAACUCGCUCUCCCUCUGGCAAUAGCGAAGAGGGCUCAUGUGUUGUGCGCCCGUUGGAUAUCAUUGGUCAGAUCUAUGGAAGAGAGGUUCAGGACAACUUGAACUUGUGCGACCAACAAUAA
Aspergillus bombycis is the source of this 714-nucleotide messenger RNA. RefSeq lists its product as uncharacterized. The transcript is spliced from 2 exons. The record is from RefSeq and is a predicted model, not a curated record. Bases 1 to 714 code for a protein of 237 amino acids. NCBI's taxonomy places the organism in Eukaryota, Fungi, Ascomycota, Eurotiomycetes, Eurotiales, Aspergillaceae.